This is a messenger RNA of Acanthopagrus latus (yellowfin seabream), 601 nucleotides long. RefSeq lists its product as uncharacterized. Lineage: Eukaryota; Metazoa; Chordata; Actinopteri; Spariformes; Sparidae. The transcript has 5 exons. The coding region runs from base 100 to 534 and encodes 144 amino acids. The record is from RefSeq and is a predicted model, not a curated record.
UGAAAGCGCAACACAGCGUCUUGUCACUGGCCCCGCCCCCUCACAGCUCAGACCGUUAGGGAGCGGGAGUCUGCAGCUGGUCACAGGUCAGAGGUCAAGAUGAAGACCACUCAGUUUAAUGAUUUCUUUCUCAUGAGGAAGAAAAGAAAGGAAGGAAAUAGAUCAGAUGAAGUUCAGCUGGAAGCUAACACUGGUGAGGGUGAUGCAGGGAGAGCCAGCACUGCAGAGCUGCAGGGUGUUCAGAGCAGCACAACUCCUGGAAGUGGUCAGAUGGAAGUGACUCCUCAUUUAGUCCCUGUGACUACAAAGCAAGUGAUCAAAGUGCGUCUGGUGAGAAAGGACUCCUCUCUGGAUCUCAACAACUCUGAUGUGAUGGAACAAAUGUUGAAGGAGGUCCAACAGAGGCUGAAGGACCAGGGGGUGAAAGGAGACGUCAAACUGAGCUGGAGGAAGCAGGCAGAUGGAAAGGUCUUCCACGAGGAGGAGGAGGAGACAAAGGAGAAGAAGACCCGUCGCAAGAGGGACGAGAUUUAAAGGGGCACUACGUAGUUUUGGAGAAGAAAUUCAAACUCAUAAUUUUCAUGUUUACAAUAUUAAUGAG